UUCGUGUCACCAGGCGACCGCGAAAUUCCGCCGCUUAAAUUCGAGCGCCACGAGUGGCACUUCGAAGGCGCUGCGCAAACAGACGCUGCCGGGAUCCACCGCGAUGAGGUCUGACACUGCUGGGCUGCAUCGCGAUGACGUCUGACCAGGCCCGGCGUCAUGCCCAAAACUGGCCCCAUCCGAGAUCCUGGAACAUGUAUGAAUAUGUUUGGAAUCGUAGAACGAGGCAUAAGAAAUAGCGAAGCGAGGAGCUAGGCGCGGGAUCUAAUCAGCGUGAGACACCGCCCCCCCACCCUUCUACACACAGCCGCCGACGCCCUUCGAGGCGGGGCCCCGCCCGCGGAACCUGGCGAGCCCACGGAGGCCCCCGUCUCGAAGCCGCCGGGGCGGGGCGGGAGGGGGGACACCACGGCACGAGCGGCGAGCGAGGGCGAGCACUGCGAGCUCGAGCCCGAAGGGGCCGCGCCAAAGGCGCCCCCUCGCCUCCAGCGUCUGUGGCCGGGCGUGCCCUGCUGGGGGAGCCGGGGGGGCGGCACGGGCAGGAUUCCUCGCCCGCGCGGACUUCUGGGAUCGGCGCUGGACCCCCCGCCCCGGCGCCCGGGGCGCGCCAGGGGGCGGCGCUGGAGGCGCCGCCACGGGGGCUCGACACCGAGCCGAAGCAUCUGCACGGACCCCCAACACAUGUCGCCCUGCAGUGCUGCGUUCCACGGUCAGGGACGAAGGCGUGCCUCCGAUGGGACAGCGCCUGCCUGCGCAGGUUCCAUGUUAUGCAUCCGCCGCGCCUGCGGCCUUUGCGGCCGCCGCGUCGGCUGAGCCCCUGAACGUCGGGGCCUCCCAAGACGGCAAGCUGGCGGCCAUCUUGCGCGCGUCCGUGAGGUCCGUCUGGAGGCGUUGCAUGAGGCGGUCCGUCGGGAUCUGGCUCUCCUCGCUGGCGAAGGGCUGCGAGAUGCAGAUGCAGACCUCCAGGAGGACCUGGUAGAGGAAGGGACCCACCACGCAGAUGAAGAAGCUGAUGAUCAGGUUCUCCACGUCGGAGACCAGGUCUGUCUCGCCAGAGUCUGCCAGGUAGAUGCCAGAGGCACCAUGGUACUGAAGCGUGGUGCCGAUGCAGGAUCCCAGCACGAUGCCAAAGCUUAUCGCGUUCACGAUGUUGUUCACGUGAACGAGAGAGGCCAGCAGGUGCACAUAGAUGAAAGGAGCCUGCACCAAGACAGACUGCCGAACGGACCUGAUGGCGUUCUGCGCCUUCUCCACGCAGACCAUGACAUGAGACCGUAGGUCGGCGAUUGCAUGGGCGGAAUCCACCCGUCCAUCGCCAUGCGGCCGAUGUAGGAGGCGACCCAGACCCACAUCAUGCUGGCGGGGUCGGCCAUUCUCCUCACGACCGAUAUUUCCCUGUCCUCGAGGACGUUGAACCUGUGUGCCGUACAGAGGGGGUCCGACUCCGUGUCAGACGCGGACUCUGGGUCGAUCCGCAGGCUGUCGAACAUCUCCUCCGACGCGUGCUCUUUCUCUUGCUCGCACGAAAGCGCUUCUAUCUGCAGGGUCAUGCCGAGAAGCCAUCCGGAGACCGUCGCGUAGCGCAAGACCUUCUCCCUCUGCUCCACAGGGACGCCCAAGGCAAGAAGCUGUACCUGUAGGCACCUGAUCGAAUCGUAGAGCUCCAAGAAACCUUGUGUGCACUCGAACCAGCGGUUCACGGAGGUGGAGAGGAAGAAACCCAGGAGCAGACCCACGAAUAUUCUCAAGAACACAGCUAUCUUCUGGAAUUUGCUGGUCCUCAACUUCGCCGGAUUCGGCAAAAGGAUCAGCAACACAAGGGCGCAGACGAUGCUGAGCAGCAGUAGCCUGCCCAUCGUCUUCCACACGGUGGGACUGUUAAAGGCCGUCCUCACGCCCUGCAGCUGGAACAAGCUCGUCCACGAGGUGAGGACGUCCGCCUUGUACGUCAUGCUGUCCACCACGGGCCCCCGCCACAUCUUGCUAUGCGCGCCCAGAAUGCCCCCCGCGGGUCGCUCUUGGACACGCUCCGCUCGCUCGCCGCAGAGCCCGCCGCGGCCCUGGGGUCGGUCGCCGAGUCGGCGCAGCACCUUUUUAACCCGGGGGCUCCGCAGCAGGACCGCGGACUGAGCCCGGCGCGCCGCGGCGCUCGCGCCGCCAGCCGACGGCCCAGCCGCGUCCGCGGCCGGGUUGACGGGGGCAGAGCCGGCCCGGAGGGGGACGCUCGCCUCCGCGGCCUGCGGCCCUCCUUCUGCGCGCCCGCCUCCCGCGCCGCUUCCCCGUCGACGGGCUGCGCCGCGCCAUAGCCGCGCGCGGGCGCCGCGGGGAGGAGGGGCUCGUGCCCCGCGUCGCCGCCCAAGGUCAUGCAGCGGGCACGCCACUGCGCAUCUAGAGCGCGGCGGCCGCGGGUGUCCCUGCACUACAUUGACGUGGCCAGCGGCGCCCGCCUGAGCCAGCGAGGCCU
This is a messenger RNA of Prorocentrum cordatum, 2464 nucleotides long. NCBI's taxonomy places the organism in Eukaryota, Dinophyceae, Prorocentrales, Prorocentraceae. The record is from the annotation of a GenBank genome assembly.